AUGAGUAGAAGAAGUGUUACGGUUCUAUAUGAGAGGCCAAUACAGAAAAGAGACUUGAAUAAGCGUGCCACAACUAUUGUGCCAGAUGCCAUUAGCAUAAAUGAUCUCAAGAUGGAGAUAUUUAGCUUAACUCUUGACAAUGAAAAGCCAAAUCCUUCAAAUGAACUUGAGGAUUCUGAAACAUUAAUUCUAGAUGAUUCUGGAAAAUUAUAUUUGAAUGAUGAAACCUCUCAAUCAAAAGUUGAAGAAACUUAUUCUAGCGACGAUUCCGAUGUAAUUGGGAACCAAACUUUUAACGUUGAUAAUUGCAUUAUUAAUACUAAUGAGACAUACAUACAAAAUUUACUAGAAAAGGAUGACAUAGAGAUCGUAGUAUCACCAAAUAAUCACUUGGAUCCAUUAUCCACUAAAGAAGAAACUUCUCCCAAUAUUAGGUCAGAAUGUGAUAUGGUUCUCGUGUGUAAUUCGAAUGAUCCAAAAGACCACCAAAUCAAUAAGUCACAUGAACAAGAGAUAAAUCAUAAAUCAACAGAGCAAUAUAACUCCGAGGAUAACCCUGACUGUCAGAGUGUUCCCACUAACCAUUAUAAAUUGAUUCAUAAACCAUUAAAACAACUUAUUUAUCAAACAAAUAGGAGUUUAUAUAACGUUGACUCCAGUAGGGUACAACACAGGGCCGGUUUGUCUAAAUCAGCGAUUGGCUUACCAAGUUUGCAUCCUAACAGAACCAGAUAA
Molecule: messenger RNA, 735 nt
Organism: Maudiozyma saulgeensis
Lineage: Eukaryota; Fungi; Ascomycota; Saccharomycetes; Saccharomycetales; Saccharomycetaceae
Source: the annotation of a GenBank genome assembly